CAAAAAACAAAAUGUAAACCGAUGGAAAGGUACUGAAAUAACAAAAAUGCUAUGGGUACCUCAAGUAUACCCCAUUUCAUACCCCAUAUAAAAACUCCCAUUUUUACCAUCUUUUUUUACCCCCUUUUCUCUCACAUCUCUCCUACUCCACCCAAUCUCUUCUUUUCUGCCAAAGACACUCCCCCUCCUUCGUGGAGUUCGAUUCUGCUACAGUACUCAGGCCAAACUCCACAAACCUUCCUCCUUCAUCUUCUUGGAUGGAUAUCAUGGGGACUGAGGUGCAUUUGGACGAGUUGAGUGGGGAAGAAGUUCAAAUGAAUGGUUUGACAUGGGGAGAUGACGUGGGUGGCGGUGGUAAUCCUCCAGCUCCGGUGGGUGUUGAAGUGAAUGCGACUUCAAGGGAAGAAGAUGAAGAAGGUGUGGAAGUUGAAUCUUUGGAGAAGGAUGAAGACGAAGAAGAGAUUUGUAAUAAAGUUCCCUUUGUUGGCAUGGAGUUCCCAAGUAAAGAUGCAGUGUGUGAUUUCUACAAGGAAUACGGGAGAAGAGUAGGGUUUCCUGUUAGAAUACGAAAUUCAAGGAAAGACGCAGAAGGAAGCACAAUUGCAAUUGCAUUAGAGUGCGGGCGUGCGGGAAAUAGACAAAGUCGGACACAAAAUGUUUUGAAACCUCAACCUUCAAUGCAAUUUGGUUGCUUGGCAAAAAUAAGAGCACGUAUAAAUUAUGAAGGGGCAUGGGUCAUUUCAAUGUGUUGUUUAGAUCAUAACCAUCCCAUGAGUCCAACGAAGGCUAGACUAUUUCGGUGUUAUAGGAGGUUGACACCAAAAGCUAUGAAGCAAAUUGCAAUCAAUGAUGUCGCGGGUAUACGACUUAAUAAGAGUUUCCACUCACAAGUCGUAGAAGCGGGUGGAUAUGAUCAACUUCCAUUCAUUGAAAAGGAUUGUCGGAACUAUAUAGAUAAGGUGCGUCAACUUAGGUUGGGGGUUGGUGAUGCGGUGG
Messenger RNA from Cuscuta epithymum, 996 nucleotides. Lineage: Eukaryota; Viridiplantae; Streptophyta; Magnoliopsida; Solanales; Convolvulaceae. The record is from the annotation of a GenBank genome assembly.